AUGAUGCCGGAGUAAAGUUAACCUCUUUGUUAAGCUUGACAUUUCUAUCAAUGAGUAUUAACUGAAUUUAAAUCAUCUUUGGGCAAAAAUAAUCAUGGACGUGGAUCUGCUGCGGCCAGGAACCGUUCCGAUUUCACCUGACACAAUAUUAUGGUUCGAGUUUCUCUUAAAUCCGUCUUUGCUCCACGAACAUCUUUCCAAACCGUUUCCAGACCCGUCACCAACGGAUCUGAUAAUAAAAUUCAUGACAAUAAAUUUGGAGCAAAGAGAUGGUGAUGUCAAAAUUGUUGAUGUCGAUGCAAACGAAGUGCAGCAAAACAUGAUCAACAAGUGGAGUCUCAAAAAUCUGGCACUAAAAAUUCUUUCGCUUAAAGUAGCCGCCUAUUUAAAAUGGGACCUAGAUAGUUUGGAAACAAAAUUACCAUUGCCAAUGCAGAUUUCACUACUGCAGGAUCUAUUUUACGUAGCCACAGAAACCAUUGUCGAAAUUCCAAUGAUUCCUGAGUACCAAUUGAAUUCUAUGAGCGAUCAGCUUCUUUUUACAGUCGUUCUUUACCAUAGGUGGCAUUUGAGAGCGAUCGUUUGUAAGUCAUUAAACAGUCGACAGAUCAAACAGCCGUUUGUUCACAUCCCGGGUAUACAAGAGGUAACAUAUGUUCCUCCUGCUGUGACCGACGAUAUAAUGAGAAAGUUGGAGACGUAUCUUCCCAACACUAUCAAUACUCUGAAUGCUGUUUUAGAAUUAAAUGAUAUUUCACCAAAGGUCUUAUCGUUUGAGACAUUUGUUAUGCUGACUGAGGAUAGUACAGAGUGCAAACAGAAUUGGGAAAACAUGUACAGUAUAAGUAUUGAGGAGUUUAAGUGUCAGAUACACUAUGAUCUUGCAGUAUUUUAUCUUCUCAGGGAAGAUUAUGAAAGUGCCAAACGACACGUUAGUGGUGCCAAAGAACUAUUUCAAAAACUGGAUACUUCUAUUCCCUUGAUAUAUUGUACAGUCCAAAAGGAAUAUUUAGAAGGUUAUUGUUUGGCUUGUGAAAUACCGGUGGAAAAUAUCAAGAUAGAUCUCGUGCAACAAAUGCAUUCAUCUAUCAAAGACCAGUAUACGAACAUCGUACAGGUGCUGCAGGCGGACAAUGUGAGCAGAGAAAUUCCUCAAGUUUAUAGGGACAAUUUAGAGCUGGAUAUACAGGGCGGAAUGGUUAAUAGAAAAAUCAUUGUAGCUCGUGAUUUGCUUGUACAGAUUCAGUGCCUUAAUUUAGUCAGGAAGGUGCUUGAAAGCGAAAUUCUCCUCGGUGACUACAUUGCAGAAAUUAAAACUGCAGGCACAAAGGGACUCAACACACUAUUUUGGGCUUUUGGUAGUGUCAUAGACAAAGUGACAGAACUGGAUAAGAGGCGUAUUUCACGAUUUUUAUUGUAUCUUGUACUGAGUGGUGAAAUAGAUGGACUUGCAAGUCAAUUACUUGAUGAUGCUAAUCUGCGAUCAUUAUUCAAUGAAGAAGAAUUAGGGGAAGUUAAGAGAGAGGCCGAACAGAAUGAUCUUGAAAUUCCAGAUUUGUUAACAAACAAUGAAUGGGGAAUCCAAACAGUGACCUACACACAAAACUCUAGAGUGGAUGUCGGUGCUUUGGAGCAGCAUAUAAUUAUGUCUUACAACCCGCAUGAAAUACGUGAACUUUUAAUACGCAUCGCCAGUACAAAUCGAAGGAAACCAAUAUGGCGAGUAAACAACUGUUGGGUACUUCCCAUUCCUUUGCAAAGUGUGGUAAUGUCAUUACCGAGAGGUUUGCUGCAGGAUUAUUCCUACGUACUCCUAGCCAAAAGUCGAGAACUCGUCACAUCCAAAGACUUUGUCGGUGCUAAAGAGAUGCUGAAUAUCCUACAGCAGGAAGUGCAGCUGAAUGUAGCUGGUGGCAACAGUUCAAUAUUUAAAUUAUGCCAACUUGUAGCAUGGGAAGCAUUGUUGAUCGAAAUAUUGCACUGCCUCUACGUCUGGCCGGCCAAUAAUAUUUGUGACAUGCAGACUUUGGUUGGGGAGUGUAAACAGUGUCUGGGUGCUUUGCAAGCUACAGAUCAAGUUAUCCCGCGACAAGAGAUAAUAGAAUAUUGCAUAAUAUUUUUGUUGAAUAUGGCUGAAUGGGACUAUUUAACAAGUAUAGAAAAACGAUGGAGUUACGCUGAGUUAGCAGCAGCGAUAAGCACUGCUUGCCAAGACAUUGUUAAGCACAAAGGAAGUAGAAAGUUCCCCAGAGAAGCCUGGGACAUGGUUCUAGUAGUGUUUGGGCCUGGCAGUCAACAACCGCAAAAACGAAGCAGUAGCGGAUCUAGUGCAAGUAGUGCUUCUAGAGAUGCUAUCAUAGCUGUAAGUGGAGCUCUCAGUCGACUUCGAGAACCUACCGCUCUCACUGUUGUCACAUCGUUACUGGCACGGCUGCAUAACGUUCUCCGUGACGAGUCUAGCCUCGAGCUUCACACCCAAUACUUGAAUCUUUGGCCAGCUACCAUUUCUAAUUCCAAUUCGUACAACACGAGGACAAUUGGGGAAUUCUUGUUUCAAGUUUUGUCUCAAGCACUUAAGUAUUACCCAAGCAAUGUUUCUUGGUUAAAAUUGAUGGCAGAUCUUAAUUUUGUUCUCGGCUAUCACGAAAGUGCCAUGAAGUAUUACCUUGAGGCCACGAUGGUUGCCAGUGAUCUCUUUAGUCAGCCUGUGCCACGCACUCAGAUUGAUGAUCUCGUCUAUCGGCGUAUGAUUAAAUGCUGUGCGCACUUGCAGUGUUACACACAGGCGGCAGUGUUGUGUCAAUUUUUAGAAGAAGUAGAUUACGCUUUGGCGUUCAAGAUGAUGUCUAGCGAUCAGAAGAGCUGCGCUGCAGCUGAUGCAAUGGAUGCUUAUUAUCACUGUAUAUGGGACACGACGAUUCUAGAAUUUCUUAUAUAUUUGCACACCAAACGAGGCGAGCACCACAGAAAACAGCUCGCGGUAGAUCAAAGUUAUAGGACUGUUAGAAUUAAACUCUAAUAAUAAUGAAGAAAUUCAACGGGAAGCUGCAAACAUUCGAAAAGCAAAAUUUUUGAGAGCUCUGGCCAAACAAUAUGUGUAUUGAUUACUUUCAUCAAAACAUACAUUGAAGUAUAUAAGUACUUUGAAUUGAUUUCUGUUAAUGAAUCUGUCAAUAAUAGACAUUUUUAAUAUAGAACGUCCUUAUUUUGAGACUAGCAUACCUGUUGAACAGAAAUAUCAUUGAGGCAAGAAUAAAGUCGAAAAUAGACUGAUAUAGUGAUAUAUUUUUGCCCAUAGCAAAAAAUAAUGAAGGGAGAGGAAAUGAAGAACGAGACAGGCUUUAAUAAAUAUAGUUUAAUGUCAUUGGUUGAUUCAUAAAUUAUUUUGUGAAAUCCAAAGCAGUGCUAAGUAUCGUGUCUUCUAGAAUAUCACAGAUUAAUAAAUAUAUUUUAUAAUCUAUAUUAUUAAUGAAACUUUUCAACAAUGCCAGUUCGUAUCCAAUAU
This is a messenger RNA of Diprion similis, 3505 nucleotides long. It is a transcript of the gene IntS8, whose product is annotated as integrator complex subunit 8. Gene Ontology annotation, molecular function: protein binding. The transcript has 12 exons. Bases 95 to 3019 code for a protein of 974 amino acids. The record is from RefSeq and is a predicted model, not a curated record. Gene Ontology annotation, biological process: snRNA 3'-end processing. Gene Ontology annotation, cellular component: integrator complex. Lineage: Eukaryota; Metazoa; Arthropoda; Insecta; Hymenoptera; Diprionidae.